AUGUCUUGCUGCUGGCAGCACAGCAGCAGCAAAUACGAGCAGCAGCAGCAGCAGCAGCAGGAGGACACCCCCGUUGCCCACCUCAACAACCUGUAUAUACACCUCAGAAAGGCAGCAAACCAUCCACUUCUUUUCGCCAACAAAACCACAGAGACACCCCCGCCGCUGCAGUCCCUGCUGCGAGACUCAGCAGCAGCAGCAGCAGCAGCUGCUGCCCCCAGCAGCAGCAGCAGCAGCAGCAGCAGCGGCGGCGAGGAGGACGUGGACCCCUGGAGUGGCGCAGGGGAGGAGCUGCUGCUGCGGGGCUCGAACAAGCUGUUGCUGCUGCAGCGAAUAGUGGCUUUUUGUUUGCGAAAAAGAGAAAAAGUAAUUAUUUUUAGCUACUCAACUUUGCUGCUAAACCUCGCCAAUGAUCUGCUGCUCGAAGCAGCAGUUCUCCCCGCCCGCCUCGACGGCCAAACCCCAGAGCCCGAGCGCCGCAGAAACCUCCAGGCCUUUCUCAGGCCGCCCCCAGAAUCCCCCGAGCUGGAGGGGGAGGAGGACGAGGACUCUUGGAGCCCCAUGGUGCUGCUGCUGUCAGUCUUGGCUGGCGGCUACGGCCUCAACCUGGUGGCCCCAGCCCAGCCCGGCAGCAGCAGCAGCAGCAGCAGCAGCAGCGGCAGCAGCAGCAACAGAGGGUGCCGCUGCUGCGUGUUUCUGGAGGGCGGAGGCGGAGGAAACCCUCAAGUUGAAAGACAGGCAAUUGCUCGGAUUCACCGCCAGGGCCAAAUGCGGCCAGUUGUUGCCAUCAGGCUCAUCUCAAAGCACACUGUUGAAGAAGUCCUCUACCGCCGCGGGUCCUCCAAGCUGCGGCUCUCGGAGACGGUGCUGGCAGCAGCAGAGUCUGCUGCUGCUGCUGCUGCAGCAGCAGCAGCAGCAGCGGGCGGGGCGGACACUGCUGCAGCAAAGCCGCCUCUCAAGAGCCUGCAGGCCUUCGACUGUGGGGCCCUGCUGCUCCCAGAUGCAGCAGCAGAAGCCACGAACCUGCAGCAGCAGCAGCGGCAGCUGGUGGAGUCGCUGCGCUUUGGGGCUGCAGCUCUUGCAGCAGCAGACAGCAGCAGCAGCAGCACAGGGAAGGGAGCGGGGCAGGAAGAGAACCUUUUCGAUUCAUUGCAGAUAGAAAAGAUUCUCGAAGAUGCGUUUAGUGAUGCUGCUUCUCCUGCUCCUGCUGCUGACGCAGCUGCUGCUGCAGGGGCUGCAACAGCAGCAGCAACGGCAUCAGCAACACCAGCAGCAACAGCAGCAGCAACAGCAGCAGCAACAGCAGCAGAAGACCAGAUGAGCUCUGGGGAGUCUAUCUAUGUCUUUGAAGAAAAAGACUUUACUCCUUUUGUUAGAGGAAAUGCUCGCGUAGAUGAUGCAGCAGCAGUGGAGUCGCUUGCUGCUGCUGCUGCUGCUGCUGAAGCUGCUGCUGCUGCAGAUGGCUCCAAAGAAGAGGUCAGUGCCUGGGGCUGCUUUUGCUGCUGCAGCCGCAGCUUUGCCACCUGA
This is a messenger RNA of Eimeria tenella, 1527 nucleotides long. RefSeq lists its product as uncharacterized. Gene Ontology annotation, molecular function: DNA binding; ATP-dependent activity, acting on DNA. The coding region runs from base 1 to 1527 and encodes 508 amino acids. Gene Ontology annotation, cellular component: nucleus. The record is from RefSeq and is a predicted model, not a curated record. Lineage: Eukaryota; Apicomplexa; Conoidasida; Eucoccidiorida; Eimeriidae. The transcript has 4 exons.